This is a messenger RNA of Chironomus riparius, 3915 nucleotides long. The record is from the annotation of a GenBank genome assembly. NCBI's taxonomy places the organism in Eukaryota, Metazoa, Arthropoda, Insecta, Diptera, Chironomidae.
GUUUUUCUCAGCCAUUUUUUUUAUUCCAUAUAAAAAUAUGUAUUCUCAUUUAUUUUAGUGCUCAAAAGUAGUGAAUUAAAUAUCGAAAACUAUAUAUAAAGAUGGAUAACGCCGCAAAGUCGAUGGAGCCUGUGCAUAAUUUCACAAAUGAGCUGUUUUCGCUGUACGACUUUAAAGUUCCAAUUAGUAAGGCUAAAAUGGGAGCAAUUACAAAGAGUGCGAUGAAAGCGAUAAAGUUUUACAAGCAUGUCGUACAGAAUGUCGAGAAAUUCAUCCUCAAAUGUAAGCCUGAAUACAAGAUCCCUGGACUGUACGUAAUUGAUUCAAUUGUAAGACAAUCCCGUCAUCAAUUUGGACCAGAGAAGGAUGUAUUUGCACCGCGCUUUGCACGUAAUAUGGAAGAGACAUUCGCUCAUUUAUUUCGAUGUUCUCAGGAGGAUAAGAGCAAAAUCAUCCGUGUGCUGAAUUUGUGGCAAAAGAACAAUGUUUUCGCACCCGAAGUCAUACAGCCAUUGUUUGAUUUAGCCAAUCCAGAUCAUCCAGUUCAUCAAAACUUUAUGCAACAGCAGCAACAAAAUCAACAGCAAAACGACAUGUCAGCAUUAUCAAACGGAAUGAAUAUUGUGCGCGAAUCGCCACUCCAAAAAGACGACUCAAAUACGGAAAUGCUGAAUGCGACGAAUUUGCAAAAGUUCCAGUUCCAACAGAUGAUGAUGCAUUCAGCCGAACAAAUGGGUAAUUCAACGGAAUCAAUGAAGUUUAAGCAGUUACUUGAAUAUGAUUAUGGAUCUGAGAAUGAAGAGGAUAAGAAUGAUGCAUUACAAUCAGCUGCAUUACAACAAUAUCAAGCAACAGCAAUGUCAGGCAUACCAUAUCAAUUUACAAAGUGUCUUGAAGAUCCCAACAUAUUGAAGCAAUUACAGAGUAUAAAUAAGAUAGACGUACAGCGUUACUUACAGGAGAUGCCAGCUGCUAGUAAUUCAACAGAACAACAGCCAUUACAAGGCUCAGGAAUAACAUUAGCAAAUAUUAAUAGCUUACGUGGUCCACAAACACUAAUAGACAUUAGUAAAGAUCAGGAUGUUGAGCUUGUUGGCGAGCCAGAAGUUAUACCAAUUGAUGUAAGUUCCCGAUCACCAACUCCAACAAGACAUAAACGUCGUAGGUCUAGAUCACAUUCAAGAGAGCGAUAUGGAAGACGUAGGCGCUCAAGGAGUACACGUUCUAGAUCUAGAUCACCAAGAAAUCGUCGUCGAUCAUCGCGUGAUCGAACAAAAGAGAAGGAACGAGAAAAACAGCGCGAAAUUGAUAAAGAGAGACGUCGAAAAGGAUUACCGGAUAUAAAGAAGGAACACUUAUCGGUAUGCAGUACAACUUUAUGGGUUGGACAUUUAUCAAAAUUAGUACAGCAAGAGGAAUUGUCAGAUACUUUUGGCAAAUAUGGAGAUAUUAUUAGCAUUGAUAUGAUUCCUCCAAGAGGUUGUGCCUACAUUGUCAUGAAUCGUCGUCAAGAUGCUUUUAAAGCAAUGCAAGCACUAAAGAAUCACAAGCUUCAGAAUCGAGCAAUAACGAUUUCAUGGGCUGCAGGAAAAGGCGUUAAAGGAAAGGAAUGGAAGGAUUAUUUCGAUCAAACUCUAGGUGUAACUUAUAUCCCAUAUACGAAAUUAACACAAGGUACAGAUUUCGAGUCGCUAGAAGAAGGUGGAAUGUAUGAUGAAGAAACGCAGCCAUCGUGGGUCAAAGAAAAGAUUAAACAACCUCAUCAACCAGCACAAAAAGAAACGGGAAUAAUAUUACCACAAUUCUUUAGUAUGCCUGCAAAUGUCCCAAAUAUUGAUACAAGUCAACCACCGCCUAAUGCGCCCUUAUUACCAUCAAUGCCCCCUUUCCCAUUAACUGGAUUACCAAGACUUAUGAUGCCUAAUGUUUUACCUCUAGGAAUUCCACCUCCAAACAUGUUGGGUAUGGUUUUCCCGCCAACAAUGGAAAAAACAUCAGUUCCACCGCCAAAUUUAAUGGGUUUUAAUCUUGGAACGCUACCAAAUCAACAAGCAUCAUCAAAUGCAACGGGUGAUGAUCAUAUGGAUAUAGAGAUGGAAGAUGAACAGCAUGCAACAAAACCUAAUGAUGCUGCAACAAUAUUACAACAAUUUUAUCAACCACCGCCAUCAAUAAAUUCACUCAUGAUGCAAGCAAAUCAAUCAGCAUCGAGUGUCAUGUCGAAUCUAAAUAGUAGUAGUAAUAAUAAUUCAAACAAUUCAGACUCACAGAAUGAUGAUUUUUCGAGACUUAGAGGAGAUAGUCGAAAUAAUCGUAGUCAGAGUCGUGAAAAGGAUAGAAAUGAUUAUAGACGUGGAUCACGUCCUGAUUACAAUAAUCGAAGUGGUCGUUGGCCUAAUGAUUCAAAUAGUCGUGACAAUAGAGAUAAUAGACGGGAUAAUAAUGGUCGAUCAAGAGACGGUGGCAAUCAAAAUAGUUAUAGUAGAAGAAGUGGACAUCAACAAGAUAUUCCAAGCUUACUAUCGCAAUCUGUGCCCACAAUUGAAAAUGAUAAUUUGCCUCAAAGACAGCGAAAUAACGGUACGAUGUGCUCAAAUUCUUUGCAUAUUUCACAUUCCUUUAUCCCAAUACUUAUACUGUUUCUUAUGCAGAUUUCAAUUCGAGUCGAGAUGAUUUUAAUGAUCGACGACAACCGUAUGCAAAUCGUGGAUUUAAUAAUCAGGCUAGAGGACGAGGUGGUCCUGCUUUUAGAGGAAACUUUGCAAGUGGUCGUGGUAAUAUGCGAGGCGGUUAUAACAACAACUUUAAUGACCGAGGAGGUUUCCAUGAUAGAGAUGCAGCAAAUCAGCGUGGGGGACGAAGAACAUGGAACGAUAAUGAUAAUAAUGAAAGACGUGCAGGAAGUUUCCAACCACGUGGUGGUUUUGAUAGAACAAGCCGUAGCAAGCGUUGGGGAAAUUCUAGAGAACGUGAUGAAUACGAUAGUGAACAAAAUGAUCAGGAAUACACAGAACAGAAUCAGGUAUCGAAAAAUGAGAGUUAUGAAAACAAUGAAGAGAAAGAGAGUAGUCAAGUGAAUGAAGAGCUACCGCCAGGCACAGAGAACUAUGAAGAACCAGUUGUGAAUCAUCCGAAAGAUUCAUUUGAUAGUUCUGAGCCACAAGAACAACAAUAUCAUCAACAUGAACAAGAAGAAUUUAACAACGAAGUUCCAGUUGCUGAUAAUCAUAAUAGUUCAAGUGUUAAUGAAAGUGCUGUAGAUGAGAAUAAUCAAGGAAAUACGACGCCGUUGUGUGAUGAAGCGAAGGAAGACGAGUAAUAAUGAGUGUUGUGUCUGAAUAUAUAUGAAUAUAGAGUGAAAUGGUGAAAUUUCCUAUACUAAUGUGUAAAAAAUGAAUAAUAUAAGAGGAAAUUCCAAUGAACUACAUUAAAGAACAUGUGAAAAUCGCGUGAAAGUUUAUAAAGUUAUUGUAGGACUCUUUAAAUGUUUUAAGUAACAAAUCAACUCUUGAUGGCUGUGAUAUUAUGAUGAAAGAAGAUUGAAUUAUGUAAUUUAAGGUACAUUUCUCCAGUUUUAUGGUGAGCAAAACAAAACAAUACUCAAAUUUGACAAAUUAGUAUGACUCUCUAAUGCAUUAAUUAUAUAGUCCCUAUAUUAGAACCAAUAAAGAUCGUCUCAGAGUCAAAAAAUUACGUCCAUAAACAAUGUCUCUUGCCAUAUCUCUCGCUUUUGUUUUUGGUUUGGUUCUAAUUUUUUACAGCCAAUGUAUUUGAAUUUUAUUCUAAAGUUUGUUUUAAUUGUAUGUGACAGAGAGAGAGACUAGGAUCAAUAGAGUCGUCAUUAGCUCGAAUUGAGCUUUUGAUGCAAGGUACAGUGGCUUAUGAUAAUAUAAUACACACAUAUUAUAUAUUUGA